GAGUAGAAUAUUAAAAAUCUUUCACUUAAGAGAACGACGACAUCUAUAAGGAAUCUUCCAAAAACAAAUGUAUUGAUGGAGAAAAUAUAGACGUCUACGAACAAAACAACAUAAAGAAGAAAUAACAUUACCCUAUAAGGAAGGAAGAAAGAUUUCAUCGUUAAUAGGUUUAUGAAUAUUAAUAAACAAAAAUAAAGUACGAGAAAAAGGAACUAGUUGAUUAUUUCAAUUUUUUUUAAGAACAAAAAACAAAUAAGAUUAAAGAAGAAGAGUACAUUUCCAGAGAAUAUCGUGAUAGCAAGAAAAGACAGAUAUGGCUUCUCUAGAACUAACUGCUCAGGAAUUAGGAAUAACCGAUAAACAAUGGAAUAUAUUAGCUAAGUUUAAAGAAGUAAUUAAGGAUGAAAUUCGGCCUACACACACCGACUAUUAUCUUGUAAAGUGGCUUAAAGCUCGCAACUAUGACAUUUCGAAAGCUGAAUCGAUGUUUCGAAAUAGUAUGAAGUGGAGGGAUGAAUUUGGUACUGAUAGCCUGUUGACGGAAUUUAAGGAUCCUGAGGUAUUGGAGAAGCAUUGGACAGGUGGGACAACCGGCUUUGAUACGGAUGGUAGACCUUUGUUUCUUAUGGCUUGUAGAGGAAUGGAUUUUAAAGGAAUAUUUAGAUCGGUAAAUAAGUCUGAUUUACAUAAAUUUCAUAUAAAACGAAUGAUGAGAUUGUUGGAAAUAGGAAAGGAACAAACUGCUAAGACGGGAAAGCAGAUCGAUCAAACAACUGUAGUAGCCGAUAUGGAUGGUCUUACUUUAAAGCAAUUCUUCGUUCCAGGAAUGGAUCAAAUGUACGAAGUAUUAAGGAUAUACGAAUCGAAUUUUCCAGAGUUCUUAGGUGCUGCCUACGUUAUCAAUGCGCCAAGGAUAUUCCCUCUUGUAUUCAACGUGUUAAAACCAUUUAUGAGUGAUGAUACUAAAAGGAAAAUUCAUAUUUUUGGAAGUGAUUGGAAGAGUAAAGUUCUUGGCAAGUUUAUUGAAGCUGAUCAAUUACCCGUCAGUUGGGGUGGAACGCAGAUAGAUGAAAAUGGCGACGAAUUUUGUAAAACGAAGGUCAUUUAUGGGACGGAAGUGCCAAAGUCAUAUUUUUUGAAGGAUAAAGGUUUAUUGAAUGAGAAGAAUACAGUAAAGAUUAAUGUUAAGAGGGGAAGUGCUAAGAGGAUUGAAUUUAACGUUGACGAAGAGAAUUCAGCACUGAAAUACGCUUUUCAAACGGAUAAUCAUGAUGUUGGAUUUGGAAUAUUUAAGGCUAAAAAUCCAAAAGAUUCUGUUAAAGAUAUGCAACCGUUAAUUCAACCAAAAAGAUUGAACUGCCAUCUCGUACCAGAAUCAGGAUCUAUACGCCUACAGGAGAAGGGACUUUAUUUGGUUAUUUUUGAUAAUUCGUAUAGUUGGGCAAGGAGUAAAACCGUAUAUUACGAUAUCGAGAUAUUGAAACCAGAUAAGACAUCUGAUAUGAAAGUCGAAGAAUUAAAAGAGGGCGAAGAGGAAGAAGAGGAAAUUGAUGAAAAUUGGAAAACCCAAUUAGAAGACAAGUUAACUGAUAAUGAACGUUGUUAAUCAACUAUCAACUAUCGAAAAAUAAUAAUAAUAAAAAAAAGGAAUAGAAAGGAAUGAUUCAUAAUAAAUAUCGACCUCGAUUUAUGCCAUGAUUUGCGAAGAAUUAUUGAUUUUUUUAAUGCGAAAAAAAACUCUUUUUAUUAAUUCUUCCGUACUGUAAUGGAAAAUCCGAUUUACUUGUAUUAUCAUGACGUCAUUAAUGCUCAGUAUAUACUCUGUACAUGCACUCCUGAUUAUGACGUGUCGAUGCAUAUACAUGUAUAGUGUAUAAAUACUGUUGUACUUUCAUAAACAUUGUACGUAUAAUUGUGUCUGUUAAUUAAUAUAUAUAUAUAUAUAUAUAUA
Messenger RNA from Dimorphilus gyrociliatus, 1951 nucleotides. Lineage: Eukaryota; Metazoa; Annelida; Polychaeta; Dinophilidae. The record is from the annotation of a GenBank genome assembly.